GGUCGAUAAAUGUUAUGAUGAUUAUGGCACCUUUACGCGUAGAUUCAUUCAAAAUACCGAAUGCAUGGUGCAUGCUUGAUUGUUUACAUUCUCUCUUUCGUUUUGCACCAAGUGUUACAUAUCUAAUUUUACAUAUCUAAAAUCUAAUUUAUUUUAUUCAGAAAUCAGGCGACAUGUUUUCUAUAACUUUGGUAAAUAUCGAUAGUUAUCAAGCACCUCCGAUACCGGAACUUGAUACGACAUUCUCCGAAUUUCGUGGUUCAGAAAUAAGGAAGGUGCCGAUAAUUAGGAUAUUCGGAUCAACUGUCACAGGUAAAAAGACAUGUUUACACAUUCAUGGUGUCUUCCCAUAUAUGUAUGUACCAUGCACUGUCCAGGAGAAUACAGAUAGUUAUGCUUAUCAACUAGCUGCAUCAAUUGAUUCUGCCUUGAAUACAUCGUUCGGUUCUACAUCAUCCAGCAAUCAACAUGUAUACAAAAUUCAACGAGUAUCAGGAAUACCUUUUUAUGGUUAUCAUGAAAAAGAACAUUUAUUUUUUAAGAUAUAUUUUUAUAAUCCAGCUAUAAUUAAAAGAACAGCAGAUUUGCUACAGAAUGGUGCUAUUCUCAAUCAAACUUUUCAACCAUAUGAAGCACAUAUUCCCUAUAUUUUACAAUUUAUGAUGGAUUACGAUCUCUAUGGCAUGAAUUUGAUAAAUUUGAACAGUAUAAAAUAUAGAUGCUCUUUGCAAAGACAUACAAUUGAAGAAGACAGUCAAAACAAAUCUUCAAUGGAUUUGAUAAACUCACAAAUGUACCUGCCAACAUCUAUAAUGAGACAAAGUAUGUGCGAAUUGGAAGUGGAUGCACAUGCUUCAGAUAUUCUAAAUAGACAAAAUAUUACUGAAAAAUUGGAAUUGAAUCCUGGUCUUGCCGCAAUCUGGGAUGAAGAGAAAGCUAGGAGAGCUGCAGCUGGUUUAGAAAAUACAAAAUCUCAAUUAUUAUAUCCUAAAACUCCUAGUAAAAUUAUCCUUCCUCCAACAAGCAGUGAUAUUUAUCAAAUGAGUCAAUUAUUGAAGAGACUGAAUACUAUAUCACAGACUAAUGAAACAAUUAUUUCAAAUACAACUGUAUCUUCAUAUCCUAUCGAAGUAGCAGAUGAUGAAAAUGUCCUAAAUGCAUCUUGUAUUAUAAAUCACAAUGAAUCUUUUUCCUGCGAAGAAAAUAGUGAGAAAACAUCUAAUAAUUAUAAAUUUCUGCAAGUAGUCUCAUCAGCAUCUUUAGAAGCAAAUCAAAGUCAAAGUAAUGUAACAGAUAUGAGUAUUUUGGAUGUAGAUGAUAUACAAUUAGUAGAAAUGUUGGCUGACUUGGCGGAAGAAAAUGAAGUCAAAAGUAAUGUAGAUGAUGAUAGCGUUCUAGGGUCUCAGUACUCUACCUCUAGCCAACCAGUUAAAAAUGAUGAUCCAGAGGAAGAGGAAAUUGAGGAUUUAAAUAUUACAAGUUUAGACUUAGAUGAUCUAAAUUCUUGGGAAUCAAUGCAAAAGAGAUCGAGUCAGCAUAGCAAUAUUGUGGAAGUUACAAAUAAUAAGGAGAAUACUGAAUCAAAUGAUAUAGAUGUUACUGGAGAAAGUUGUAGAGAUGUUACGCUCACGAAUUUUCCCCAACUUGAUGGAACUGAUGAUCUAUGUGGAAAUAUGUUGGACCAUGAAAGAGAGAAUGAUUGCAGUAAUAUAAAUAUGAUAUUUAAAGACAAUACAACAACAUAUUGUACUACAGUUCAGUGCCUUCCUGAAGAUAAUAAACAUGUUGCACCUGUUAUUAAUAUAAAAAAAGAUUAUGCAAUGUGUAAUUCACACAGAAAUUUAUAUCUAGUAGAUAUUAUUAAGUAUAUUGCAAAUAAUUCUGAUAGAUAUUUAAAGAAAAAAUUAUACAACUUUUUAAACAGAUAUUAUUUUCAUAUAUUUGUGAAAACUAGCAAGAAUUUGCAGAUUUUAAUGCAUUCACAAAUUGACGGUGCUAUCAUAAGAAAAACGCUUUAUUUAGAAAAUAUUGAAAGAAGAAUUGUCUAUAAUAAGGAAAUAGAGAAAAAAUUGUGUGUUACACAAUAUCAAUUACAGUCAGACCAUCGAGAUUUAGAUGUUUAUGAUAUAGAUGAGAUAGGAACAUUUGGGUGUUUAGAACACAUUAACCAAUAUUAUAUAGCAGGCUAUGAGAAAGAUAAAUGUAAUUAUAAGCAAGAGUCAAACUCAUACAUUCAACAAAACAUUUUUAAUAUCAAUCAUAAGCUGGAUACUGUCUCAACGAAAUUUAUAAUAUCGAAUAUUGAUGGAGCCACAGCUACUGACUCUAGCGAUUCUGAACCUGAAGUUGAUGUUACGAUUGACAGACAAGAGGAAUGUAUAUGUGUUUUUAAAUCUGGAAAAAAGAGUGUGUCGCAAAACAUGGUUCAGAUCACUCCGAAGAAAAGAAAGCGCGAAGUCAAAGCUGAAGAUCACGAAUCACCUAGUAAACGAAAAAGUAUCGUUAAAACACCAAAAAGAAAAUAUAAUUCUCCAAGCAAAGUGUCCCGAAGUCCACAAUUGUCAGGUAACUACUCGCCUCUUGAUAUUGUUAUCACAUCUCCGAAAACUAGUAGAAGUCCUAUACGACAAUGCAAUUCUUCGAAAAGAAAACAAUAUCUACCGAUAUCCGAUGUUCCUUCUACUUCUACUACACCAAAACGUAAGACACGUUCGUUACGUGUGAAUUUACUUUGUGAAAAACGCCUAACAAAUCUUUCAAAUAUAGAUUCAGAAAAUACUGUCGACAGUGAUAAGAAAGAUCAAGAAAAGUUAAUAGUUAAUGAAACAGAUAUUCUUGAAAAUUGUACAAGUAUUAUAAACAUUACUAAAGUAACAACAGUUGACGAAUCAAUAAGAGACGAACAAAGAAUGAAAAAUAGUGAAAAUUUGUUAGUUAAAAAAACCAAAGAGAUUCGUAAGAAAUUAUCUUUUUUAAAUGAUGAUGAAAUGGAAAGUACUCUUGUAGAAUCGGAUCAUCACGCGAGCCGAUCUGAAAACUUGAUUGAGCAUUCUGUUGACCAAGUACGUGAAGAUCCAAUUGCAAUUUCUUUCAAUAAUGAAAACAGUGACAAUAGUGUUUUCAACAGUCAACAGACAGAGAAAAGUAAUAAUGAUACGUCACCCGAGAGAAACUACGCGUCAGGCAUACGUAAUUCGGCCAAAACAUCUUUGACACUUCAUGAUAUUAUUCCUGAAACUGAUCUUGAUGAAGAUGAAGACGAAGUAUGUAAUACAACUUUCACCCAACAUGUCAACGAAAAACUAGAGAAUGACAGUCAAUGUUUGUCAUUGGAGAGAAAUAUUCAUCAAUCACGAAGAAAUGCAUUAAUUACGAUUACUACAAAAUAUAAACCUCCUAGUACUGAAAGGAUUUUAGAAAGUAUGACAUUAUAUGGUAUUCCAAGGUGUAGAUGGCAAAAGCCAUUUUUCGGUAACAAAGUUGAUUUCUCGAAGCAAAAGGAAUCCUCAAACAUGAAUUCUCUGCGCUUUGACGUACCUACAUUUAAAUCUAGUUUAGAAGAUAUUACGAGUAUUAAGCUUUGGCGAAGAAUGAAGGUCAAUGAAUUUCAUCCCUCUGGAGCGAGUAUAAAGACACAUCAUAUCAAACGGACGCUUGCAGGAUAUAAUCUAUUAACAAUUAAACCACUCAUACCACCACCAUCUUCCAAAGAUGUUAAAAAUUGGAUAAGAGCUAAAAGAUAUUUAUUGAACAAAGAAAAGAAUAAAGGAAAGGAGUUAAAUGUGCAAAACGCACAACAUUCGUCAAUUAAUAUUGUCAAUGAAAGAGAUGAGCCCCAGCAGGGAAUUUCUAAUCACUCAAGUAACAAUUCAACUGUAAAAGAAUCUGAUUCAUCGGUCCUUCAACGAAGCGAAACAUCCGAUGACAGCAGGAAAUUCGAGUUUACACAAAAUUCGGAUAAUUUGCAAAUGUCAAGAAAUAGUUUAAAUCCUUCCUUAAAAAGGGCAUUAGAAAAUCCGUUGUUACACAAACAAAAUAAGAUGCAGCAGCUUGGUGUCUCGUACGGUCAAAUCGAAUGCUCGUCUAAGGAAAGCUUCGGCAGCGUCUCGAGUCAGAAUCUUCAAAACGCUAGAGCGAUAACUGCACAUCAAUAUCUGACAUUACUGUCUCUUGAAGUACACACUGUUACUCGAGAAGAUCUUCUUCCUGAUCCGGAAUAUGAUUCUAUCGCUGCAUUAUUUUACGCGAUUUACAAUGAUGUUUCGAUGGAUUCUAAUGAGCAGAUAGAACAUGGUGCUAUAAUUGUAAAUUCCAAUUCUAUAAGUGCAAGACUUACUAAAAUGCAUUCUGCGAGUGCAAUGUGUCCAAUAUUGUAUGUUGCAACAGAAGAAGAUAUCUUCAAUAGUCUUGUAAAAUUGAUCGAGCAGUACAAUCCCGAUGUUCUACUCGGUUGGGAAGUGGAAGCUUUUUCGUGGGGCUACGUAUUUCAGAGAGCAUCUUAUCUUAAUCUUAAUAACUUUCCAUUAAGAAUUUCAAAGGUUCCGCAUAUGCAGAUAUUUUCCAAGUCCGAUGCUCAUACGUCUGAAAAGGACGAUGCGAAUGAAAUUAAAGUAUUUGGUCGCAAUAUCCUAGAUGUUUGGAGAAUCAUGAGACACGAGGCAGCGUUAUUAACGUACAGCUUUGAGAAUGUCAUGCAUCAUGUUUUACACGAAAGAAUUCCAUGCCCUUCCUUCAAAACAUUAUCUACCUGGUGGAAGCAUGAAAGUAUGAUAAUAAGAAGCAGAGUUAUACAGCAUUACGUCGUCAGAGUUGUAGGCACUCUUAAGCUUCUGAAUCACUUAGAUAUUAUAGGUCGCACAUGCGAACACGCUCGUCUCUUUGGUAUACAAUUUUACGAGGUUUUCUCACGAGGCUCGCAGUUUCGUGUCGAGUCCAUGAUGUUAAGAUUAGCAAAACCCAUGAAUUACAUUCCAAUCUCACCAUCCAUACAUCAAAAGGCCAAAAUGCGAGCCCCGGAAUGUAUACCGUUGAUCAUGGAACCCGAAUCUGAAUUUUAUACCGAUCCAUUGAUCGUACUCGAUUUCCAAAGCUUGUAUCCGAGUAUGAUUAUUGCUUAUAAUUACUGUUUCUCUACCUGUUUAGGAAGAAUAGAACACAUAGGACAAUACGGUCCUUUCGAGUUUGGUGCAGCAACAUUAAGGAUAAGGAAGAACACCGCAUUAAAGCUGCAAGACAAGAUAAAUUUUUCACCUUGCGGAGUAGCGUUCGUGAAGAAAGAAGUACGGCAGGGAAUAUUACCGCGUAUGCUGGCGGAAAUUUUAAAUACCCGUUUGAUGGUGAAAGAAUCUAUGAAGUUACACUCAGCAGAAAAUCGCGCAUUGCAUCGCAUUCUUCAUUCGCAGCAGUUGGGUCUCAAGUUAAUCGCGAAUGUCACUUAUGGAUAUACAUCCGCCAAUUUUAGUGGUAGAAUGCCAUGCAUCGAGAUAGGGGAUAGUGUAGUCAGCAAAGGACGAGAGACGUUGGAACGAGCGAUCAAACUAGUAGAAUCUACUCCAAGAUGGGGCGCUCGAGUGAUUUACGGGGACACAGAUUCCAUGUUUGUGUUAUUACCUGGAAAAUCUCGAGAAGAGGCAUUCACUAUCGGCGAGGAGAUCGCAGAUGCUGUAACCGCGAUUAAUCCCCCGCCUGUAAAACUUAAAUUUGAAAAAGUUCUUCAUCCCGCUAUUUUACAAACGAAAAAACGAUAUUGCGGAUACAUGUACGAAACGCGCGAUCAAGAGAAGCCUGAGUUUCUGGCGAAAGGAAUCGAGACGGUUCGCAGGGAUGGAUGUCCUGCGGUUUCCAAAAUACUCGAGAAAGCCCUAAAGAUUUUAUUCGAUACAAAGGAUAUUUCGUUGGUGAAGCUUUAUGUCAUCAGACAGUUCGACAAGAUCUUCCAGCGACGCGUGUCCAUACAGGAUUUGACGUUUGCGAAGGAGUUUCGCGGGAUACGCGGAUACAAGGCAAAUGCUUGCGUGCCGGCUUUAGAAUUAACCCGUAGAUUGAUCAGAAAAGAUCCACGCGCUGUUCCACGAACCAGCGAACGCGUUCGCUACAUUAUCGUUGCUGGUGCACCUAAUCAGCCGCUCAUCCACUGCGUGCGCACACCGCUGGAAGUUAUUACCGAUCCGGGAUUAAUUCCGAAUUCCGUGUAUUACAUAACAAAAGUCAUUAUACCGCCCCUCAAUCGCUGCUUUAAUCUAUUCGGAAUCGACGUCAACACAUGGUAUAAAGAAAUAUCUCAUCGCACAAGUUUCAGUAAUAUUGCACACUUAGGAGAAGACAAUACAAAAUCUACUAUUCGUCAGUUUUUCAGUUCUGUUGCAUGUGUUGCUUGCGGGGAACAAACUAAUAAAGAAGUUUGCCCAGAAUGUCUUUCGCAACCAAGCCGAACUAUUCUUGUACUUCUUCAGAAGAUAAGACAACUGGAAAGAAAUCAACAACAAAUCGCUGCUAUCUGUCAUUCUUGUAUUGGACGAUUAGGUGACAUAGAAUGCUUAUCUUUGGAUUGUCCCAUUCUAUACCGAAUGUCUCAAGCUCGUAAAGAGCUUAAACAAGUUUCUUACAUAAAUAACAUUAUUUAUGGAAAUAAUUCCAAUGGAAUUAAAGGCUUGGAUGUAGUUGCUGAAUGGUAUUGAUGAAAGUAAAUCCAUUAUCUAAAAUGAUUGAAAUAUAUUUUUUUUAUUUGUUU
Messenger RNA from Nylanderia fulva, 6730 nucleotides. RefSeq names its product DNA polymerase zeta catalytic subunit (gene DNApol-zeta). Gene Ontology annotation, biological process: error-prone translesion synthesis; double-strand break repair via homologous recombination. Gene Ontology annotation, cellular component: zeta DNA polymerase complex; nucleus. The record is from RefSeq and is a predicted model, not a curated record. Gene Ontology annotation, molecular function: DNA binding; nucleotide binding; DNA-directed DNA polymerase activity. NCBI's taxonomy places the organism in Eukaryota, Metazoa, Arthropoda, Insecta, Hymenoptera, Formicidae.